Drosophila kikkawai is the source of this 460-nucleotide messenger RNA. RefSeq lists its product as uncharacterized. NCBI's taxonomy places the organism in Eukaryota, Metazoa, Arthropoda, Insecta, Diptera, Drosophilidae. The record is from RefSeq and is a predicted model, not a curated record.
GACUUAUAGGUUGACCUACCUUCCCUUCAAAAUCCAUCAUAACAAAUUCUCAGUCCUAGUCGAACGAACACGGAGAGUUUCAUAUACAAUUAUCGAGUCGAAAUUUCUAGUUUAGUAAAAGUAUUAUUUCCCUUUGAUCAAAAUUAAAUAAGUGCACCAUGGAUCAAGACUAUAGUGGUGAAGAUCCCACUAGGGCACCGCCAAUAGGCCAAGUUAACCCGAGCUACAACUUGAACAAUGAGCGUUUAGACUGCGAGCGCAUUGAGGAUAUGACCACAGUGUAUGACUUCAUAGAUAGGCCCUCAUUCGUCACAGUCCUUCUGCGAUUCUUUGGUAAUAUGUUUGUCGACGUAUUUCGGGCGAUCUUUGACUGAAGUUCGCUUCUACUUGUAAAUGCGAGUGUUUUUUGAGAUCAUGUGUGGCCCCCGUUGUGAGAAUAAAGAGUCUGUAAGAAGAGCAA